Molecule: messenger RNA, 2406 nt
Organism: Cladocopium goreaui
Lineage: Eukaryota; Dinophyceae; Suessiales; Symbiodiniaceae
Source: the annotation of a GenBank genome assembly
AUGGCGAUCUCCGGCACGGGUGUCUUGGGGGAGUUGGUGGUACCUCCCAGCCCCCUGAGCUGUUGUGAUGCAUUGGCACUACUCUGUGCCAGUCGCAGCUUUGCAGAGGACCGCCUGAAAGUGGUUGCGUUAUACAAGUGGUACUGCAGCUUCUGGGUGGAUUCUGACGUGGAGAGUUCCAUUGAACUGCUGCCGCUCUGGCGCCAACUGCUGGUGUCUUUGCAGUCAGUCAAGCUGGCAAAGCACCCAGGCGGUGCCGAUCGAUGGCAAAUAACCAGCUCUGAGGACUUGAAGAUCGCGGUGCAGGCCUUGUGCGCGGCCGAGGAGACGGAGGAACCCAGGGAGAAAUUUCUGGGUUCCAUCAGGGGACUUUACGGCAAUCAUCUUUUCGAGCUCCGGCGGCGAUGGGACGUGCAGGGGCACCGCUCCAACAUGGCCAGCUGUUCUCUGGGCAAUGUGAGGCUAGAGACCCGAGAGGGGAUCAUUGACGUUCGGCUCUUGUGCGAGAUGCGUCGUUUCCAGUCCCUGCCGGGGGAAGCUGAAUCGCGUGGCGUGGCUUUUUACAUGUUCCCCUUGUGCGAGGCGGUGGGCUGCCUGUGGGAUGGCACUGAGCAGAUGCCGAAACUCUUCUGUCAGAGUGCCUCGCCGGGCAUUGAGAUGCGAAGUUGGGACCUGUAUCGAUUUGAUGGCAAGCCCGGAGCGAGCACGCGCGGUGCAGUGAGCUUCGCAGUGGAUGAAGAUGACCUUAGGGCUGAGUUGAGGAUGGAGCCAAGUGUGCCUGAGGGAACCCAUCCGGAUGUAGCGGAUGGGGAUGAGGUGAUCUUGGAAGAUGAUGCGACGCUCUGGAAUGAGAGUUCCUCAGAUGGACCCCACUGUAGUCACUACAGAUCCGUCUUGGAGAGCACUGCGAAGGCCUUUCAGCGCUUCGAUGCCGGAGAAGCGGUGAACUUUUUCUUCGUCCUCCAUGGACCCAGGCAGUUGGUGCUGUCGCCCCGGGACGACGCCGAAGACCCUGAGGAGGAGCCGGCCGAACCAAGGACAGGUGCCAACUCGGGCAUUGGGAAGGAGAUCGCACAGUUCCUGGCAACGAAAGGUGCUACACUCUACAUGCUGUGCCGCAGCAAGGAUCGCGCAGAAGCUGCUCGAGAGGAAAUUCUGACCGCAGCAGCAGGAGACUCCUCCAGCCGAGUCCAUAUUCUUCUGGCAGACUGCAGCCUCGAGGCAGAUGUCCGCCGAUGUUGGGAUGAGUUUUGCGCGCAUCGAAUGAAAGAAGGCACUGAUGGCGUACGCUUGAACGGCUUGGUCUGCAAUGCAGGUGCCCUCGCAAACACCAAGACGAUGACCUCCGAAGAGGUGGAAGUGACCUUUGCGGCACAUCUCCUCUUUGGCACCUACUUGCUGGGAAAGUUGGCCAUGCCAUGUCUGGAAGCAACAGUGGAUUCGAGAUUGGUUGUGGUAAGCAGCGGUGGCAUGUACAACACGGCCUUUCCGAAGUGGGAGGAUGCUACAUGGACAGGCACUAGCAAGUACGAUGGUCAGUUUGCCUACGCCUACGCCAAGCGGGGUCAAGUCUUGCUCUGCGAAGAGUGGGCCAAAUCCCAUCCCAAGGUGAAGGUCGUGAGUUGCCAUCCCGGAUGGACCUCCACACCUGGAGUGGAUGCGGCUUAUGGCUCCAGCCAGUCUUACCUCCAACCCCUGCGGAGCUUGUGGCAGGGUGCUGAAGGCAUCAUUUGGUUGCUGGUCGCAGAGGCUUCCAAAUUGCAAGCUGGGGUUUUUUACCUGGAUCGCGAACCACAAGUCAAGCACAUGGCAGGACCUUUCUUCACUGAGGGCUCUGCCACAAAGAAUUCACCCGGUGAGGUGGCGGACAUGAUGCGACUGCUCGAGGAUUGGUCUGAAGGCCGACGGGACAGCGCCACACGACUGGCCAGCGCGCCCUUGAAAGCCAUGGAGCGAUCCAUCGAAUUGUCAAAGUUCAUGGGCAAGUGGUAUGUUAUUGCCAACAUUCCAACGUACUUUGACAAGGGAACCAGCAACAACAUCGAGAACUACAGCUUGGAUGAAUCAGGAAAGACGGUGAUGGUGGAUUUCACUUAUAAGCAGGGCUCCUCCAGCAAGUUGUUGCAACAGAAAGCAGAGGUGGUCAAUGAUGCCUGCACUCAAUGGGCCAUCUCGCCCAAGAUAGGAGUCUUCAUUCCUUUGCGUCUUGCAUACCUCGUUGUCGACUGCGCCGAGGACUACUCCACCUGCAUCAUCGGUGUGCCGGACCGGCGCUACCUGUGGAUCAUGGCGCGCACGCCGCAGAUCGCAGAGCCCACCUUGGAUGCACUGAUCGCCAAGAGCCGAAGCCUAGGUUUCGAUGAUAAGGAGAUUGUCAGAGUACCACAGGAGGUUGUGAUUAGCUAA